Messenger RNA from Vicia villosa (hairy vetch), 666 nucleotides. Its product is annotated as cytochrome b-c1 complex subunit 7-2, mitochondrial-like. The record is from RefSeq and is a predicted model, not a curated record. The coding region runs from base 77 to 445 and encodes 122 amino acids. The transcript is spliced from 4 exons. Gene Ontology annotation, biological process: mitochondrial electron transport, ubiquinol to cytochrome c. Lineage: Eukaryota; Viridiplantae; Streptophyta; Magnoliopsida; Fabales; Fabaceae.
AGGCACUUAAUUAACUCUUUUCCUCCUCGAUUAUUCGAGAGAAACACCCAAACUGCAACCAAAAAAAGCGACAACAAUGGCGUCGUUGCUACAAGCGAUUGUAGAUCCAAAGAAAAACUGGUUCGCCGCUCAGCACAUGAAAGCCGUUUCCAAACGCCUUCGCAAAUACGGUCUCCGAUAUGACGAUCUGUACGAUCCAUAUUAUGAUGUUGAUAUCAAGGAGGCUUUGAAUCGGCUUCCAAAGGAGGUUGUAGAUGCUCGCCAUGCGCGUCUCAAGCGUGCUAUUGACCUUUCCAUGAAGCAUGAGUAUCUCCCUGAGAAUCUUCAGGCAAUGCAAACACCAUUCAGGAGCUACCUUCAGGAGAUGCUGACCUUUGUGAAGAGGGAACGAACAGAGCGGGAGUCAUUGGGAGGUUUGCCCCUAUAUCAACGAACCCUUCCAUAAGUGCAUUAAGUACUGCAUGAAGCUAUAUUUUGAUUGGAAUUGGAUGUUGAAAUGUAUUAGUAUUGUGGUUGUAUGUUUUCGUUGAAGAAGAAAUCUUGGACAGCUUUGAUGAAACCUUAUAUGGACCACAAUUUUUACUGCUAUAAACUUUGACCAUUUUCUAAUAAGUGGCAACAAUAAACUGGGUUGCCUUCAUAAUUUAUUGUUUGCAUAUUCUUUUA